AUGGCGUCCAACGGGCCAAGCGAUGCCCCCACUUCAGCAGCAACACCUGGUGGAGGAGCAGAAGGAGCAAGAGGGGGAUCUGCCGCCCCGACCAAGGUCCCCUCCGAGAAGGAGAUCGCCCGCAAGCUCCGGAAACGCGAGCUCGAUCGCAGGGCCCAGAGGCAGGCCCGCGAGCGCACCCGUAACCGCAUCGCCGAGCUCGAGGCGCUGGUGAAGGAGCUCCGCAAGGACGACUCGACGAGGCUCUCCGCCUGCAUGGAGCAGCUGGCCAGCGUCACAGCAGAACGGGACCGCCUCUCCGAGACCCUCAAGGCCAUCCAGGAGACAAUCCGCGAUGUGUCUUCGUCGUCAUCGUCGUCGCCGCACCGCCCGUCCGCGGCUGGCGGCCAGCACCAGCACCAGCACUCCUCGUUCUCGACGUCAACAUCCCUGUCCGACUCCCGGGAUGCGUCUUCCUCCUCGGCGAUGAUGCCUGGGCUGCCCGCGCCCACCGCGUAUAGUGCGCCAAUGGGCAUGAUCCCGGAGACGCCGUCAGCAGCUCACGUCGAUGUUCACGCGUUCAACCAACACCACAACCACGACCACAGCAACAACAGCAACCACGGAGGGGUCAUGGCCGUCGGCACAGUGCCGAAUGGGAUCUCGGCGCCCAGCGUGCACGCGCCCAGUGUUCACGCGCCAAGCUCCACGUCGGAGAGCCAGGAUCUCGGGGAGGAGCUCGACGACGACGACGAGUGCCACGAGGACCACGACGACCCCAACCUGAUCGUGCCCCCGCCAGAGUUGCCCUGCGACUGCAUCACCGUCCGCACCCCCGCAGGCCCCGCUCCGCCCAAGGUGAAUGUGUGGAGAGCCGUCAACCAGGUGCUGGCGAAGCGGUGCAGGAUAUCGAAGGAGGCGCACGUCGCCGAGGACGCGAAUGACGAGGAUAUUCCCGUGCGGGUCCUGUUGGAGGGGUGGGAUGCCGUGGCGCGGUCCCGCCCGCUGUCGAAGCUGUGGAAGAAGCUCCGCCGGGUCGACGAGCUGUGUUUCCAGACGUGUCCCAAGACUGAGCGGUUGGCGAUCCUCCGCACCAUGCACCUGUUACUUCAGUAUCACUCUGACCCCACGCCGAGUCGUUACGCCAAGCUGCCGACUUGGUACCUGAAGAGACCAUCACAGACCAUGCCACAUUCCUAUGCGAUUGACUUCUUUGUUUGGCCUGGUGUUCGAGAACGUUUCGUCUUCGGACAGCACCACUACUGUAACAACUCUUUCUGGGAUCUGUUUGGACCCAAUUUCCACCUCCUCUGGCCCUACGAAUUCCGCGACGCCUAUAAAAAGAGUUUGGUCACGGGCCAGUACCAAAUAUCGCCGGCGUUCGAGGAGCGGAUCUCCGACAUCAACUCGUGGACGAUGGGCCUGGACUUCUUCACUAGAUUUCCCGAGCUGAUUGCCGACAUACCGGCGUUCCACUCCAUCUCCCAGUCCCUGACGCCGGCGGUGCAAGCAGCCACGUCGCCUUCGAUGCCACAGCAAGCUUCGUUGGUACAGCUGAAAGAGCGGGACCAGCGUGACGAACGCAUGCUCCUCGCCCAGCACCACGCCUCGCCCCCGGAGCACCACCCCCAGCAGGAAGUCAUCGACUGUUCCCAGACCAUGCAGGUAUAUCCUCCCAGCAUAUACAGCAUGGCUGCGCCUGCUUUUAUGGAGGAUUUUAUGCCGCCAGGUUACGAUGUCAACGCGGCGGCCGCCCAGUACGGCCACAUGCAAGGAUACUUCUGA
Messenger RNA from Colletotrichum gloeosporioides, 1764 nucleotides. RefSeq lists its product as uncharacterized. The record is from RefSeq and is a predicted model, not a curated record. The coding region runs from base 1 to 1764 and encodes 587 amino acids. Lineage: Eukaryota; Fungi; Ascomycota; Sordariomycetes; Glomerellales; Glomerellaceae. The transcript is spliced from 3 exons.